GGAUUUAAAGAGUUUACCAGGCACAGAAUCCUCCCUUCCCUCCUGUCCCACCCCACCCCCAUCCCUCGAUUGGCCGGUGGCUCCUGGUUUUGUCGGACAAUAAAGCCAGGCUGGGUCUAGCUCUGGCCCGAAUGUGCACAUUCCAUCUUUACGAGUCAUAGAUGAGCGUUUUCGGGACACCGUUAGAUAUGACUGACGGAGACCGGGAUCUGGCAUACCUGGUGACAGGGGGCUGCGGCUUCUUAGGGGAACAUGUGGUUAGGCUCUUGCUGGAGCGGGAAUCCCGACUCAGAGAGCUUCGGGUGUUUGACCUUCACCUGGGGCCCUGGCUGGAGGCGCUAAACUCUGGGCCCGUGCAGGUGAUCCCAAUCCAGGGGGAUGUGACUCGAUCUGAGGAUGUGGUGGCAGCUGUAGCCGGAGCCCACAUAGUCAUUCAUAUAGCCGGGCUGGUGGAUGUGUGGGGCCUCGUGGACCCAGAGGUCAUCUACAGGGUUAAUGUGCAGGGGACUCAGAAUGUGAUUGAAGCCUGUGUGCAGACUGGAACUCGGUUCCUGGUGUACACUAGCAGCAUGGAGGCCCUGGGGCCCAACAGCAAGGGACAUCCGUUCUACCGGGGCAAUGAGGACACCCACUAUGAGGUAAUACAUAAAGAGCCCUAUCCUCGAAGCAAGGCCCAGGCAGAGAGGCUGAUCAUUGAGGCCAAUGGGAGAAAGGUCCGUGGUGGACUUCCCUUGGUGACAUGCUCUCUUCGUCCCACGGGAAUCUAUGGCGAAGGCCACCAGCUCAUGCUUGAUUUUUACCACCAGGCCCGGCGCACUGGUGGGUGGCUUUUCAGGGCCAUCCCUCCCUCUGUGGAACAUGGCAGAGUUUAUGUAGGCAAUGUUGCAUGGAUGCAUGUGCUGGCAGCUAGAGAGUUAGCCUCCAGGGCCACCACCAUGGGUGGGCAAGUCUACUUCUGCUAUGACAACUCCCCUUAUAAGAGCUAUGAAGACUUCAACAUGGAGAUCCUGGGCCGCUGUGGCAUUCGCAUCCUGGGAACUCGGCCCCUUCUUCCCUAUUUCGUCUUGUUCCUUUUGGCCACUCUCAAUGCUUUCUUGCAGUGGCUACUCCGGCCCUUCUUGGUCUAUGCACCUUUAUUCAACCCCUACACUCUAGCCUUGUCAAACACCACUUUCACUGUGCAGACAGACAAAGCCCAGAAGCAUUUUGGCUAUCAGCCCCUCUAUGACUGGGAGGACAGUAGAGACCGCACUGUUUCCUGGGUAAAGACCAGAAAGGGGUGCCCUGAUCCCCUUCCCCAUGGCCAGGCCCCAAAGGCAGGAGAUCCUGGGCUCUAGAUUCUAUCCUCUGAUCCCAGCCAUGGGCUGUUCCCAUUUAGUGACCUAGUGCUAAUUAAGGUUACCCUGGGUUCCCACGAUUGCCCCUAUCCAGGGACUUUUUCACCCCAGGACCAAGGCAUGGCAAGUUUCAAAAUUUUACAUCUUUUUCUCUAACUCUGCUGAGGGAAAUUUCACACCUACUCCCAGGGCCCAGAGCUGGGAGAAGGCAGAUGCUAAAUGCCAUUCCCUGCCCCCCAUCCAUCCAGAGGAUACCUAGCCCUCUCUACUAUGCCGGAAGAGACCCAGCCUUGGGAGAGGUGUCCCUAGGUUCUAGAACCCCUGCAGUGACUCCAGUCAGUGACCCAACCCCCUCUGCACAGGGACAGCAGUUCCCCGGGUUCCCAAGAGUACCCCUGGUCCUUGAAUCUGAAACUCCUGGUGCCCCCACCCCAAGCCCUGACACAUUCUAUUAAGCUCCUGGCCACUUUGUCCUUCCCUCAGGACUCCCCACGAAACAGGCUCCUCCCGCCAUCCUUCCCAACAAAGAUUUUGAAAUUAAACAUAUUUGCCCUUCC
This is a messenger RNA of Gracilinanus agilis (Agile Gracile Mouse Opossum), 1894 nucleotides long. RefSeq names its product hydroxy-delta-5-steroid dehydrogenase, 3 beta- and steroid delta-isomerase 7 (gene HSD3B7). Lineage: Eukaryota; Metazoa; Chordata; Mammalia; Didelphimorphia; Didelphidae. The record is from RefSeq and is a predicted model, not a curated record. The coding region runs from base 162 to 1337 and encodes 391 amino acids. Gene Ontology annotation, biological process: steroid biosynthetic process. The transcript has 7 exons. Gene Ontology annotation, molecular function: 3-beta-hydroxy-Delta5-steroid dehydrogenase (NAD+) activity.